This is a messenger RNA of Phyllotreta striolata, 715 nucleotides long. Lineage: Eukaryota; Metazoa; Arthropoda; Insecta; Coleoptera; Chrysomelidae. The record is from the annotation of a GenBank genome assembly.
GUUUUCUUUUUCUGAAUUUUCAGAUUCAACGGUUAGUUUUAUUUUCAUAUUUUGUAUUCAGAAUUUUUCUAACUGCGUAAAAAAGUUGAAAAGUUCUUACUUCAGUUACUUUUUUACUGUCUUCAAUAUCAAAUACUACAUUUUUUUGUUACAGAACUUGGGUUUUUGCGAAAUGUCUUCACCUGACGACAUAUUUACGCUCCUCGACGUUAUGAAGGAAAAACGGGCUGCCGCUUCCAGCGUACUUUCUCAAACGUAUAAACCAAUAAAUUUACCAUAUAGGGAAUGUGUAGAAAAACUUACAUCACUUAUACAGAAAAAUCUCGAGAAUAUUGAUAAUUUAAAACAACUUCAGGAAACGACACAAGAGAAUGUAAAAUAUGCCAGAGAUCUGGAAAAGCAGACGAAAGAAUUUACUCAAAAAAAUGAAGAAAUUAAACAGAAAAGUCUCAUAAUUGCAGAACAGUUGAAAGGAAUAAUGGACCUUAUUAGUGGCAAAGGAAAGGGGUUAGAGGAAACGAGGAGAAAAAUAUUGAUUUACGAAAUGCUCACUUCUGUUAAAUUUGCAACAAGCUCGAAAAGUGGUCAAGUUUCUGGAAACAUUAUUAAUACAGAUGGCCAUAUCCUCGAACAAUUCACUAUAGACAAGGAGAAAUGUUCACAGGAGGAAAUAACUGAACUGAUACAUUCUAAAAUAAAACAAAACGAAUUAGAU